AUGGAAACGUGUAUUACACAAACCAAUUCUCUAUCGACACCGUGGAUCAGCAUUUCGUCUGUCUCACCUGCCGACUGCCACAGAUCAACAGGGCUUACGGAUAUCCCAAUUGGAUAUACCGAAGUGAGUUUUGCGACGUCACAAAUGGUCUCCAUUUCACUUGCUCCCUUGGCAACCACACGUCUCGUUCCGAUUGCUUCGGGCUGGAGUAAUGCUCCGUCUGGCUAUGAAGAGUGUGAAUCUCCAGCCGGUUCCGGUAUCAGCUUUAGACCCACGUGA
This is a messenger RNA of Protopolystoma xenopodis, 279 nucleotides long. NCBI's taxonomy places the organism in Eukaryota, Metazoa, Platyhelminthes, Monogenea, Polystomatidea, Polystomatidae. The record is from the annotation of a GenBank genome assembly.